Molecule: messenger RNA, 2349 nt
Organism: Closterium sp. NIES-67
Lineage: Eukaryota; Viridiplantae; Streptophyta; Zygnematophyceae; Desmidiales; Closteriaceae
Source: the annotation of a GenBank genome assembly
GUGCACUCCUUCUGAACGAUGGAUGGCACGGCCUGGUCGGCUGCACCGCUCUUGACGCGCUCGUCGGAUACGUCCGAGCUUCGCGGCGGAGCAGCUGCGAUGGAAGCCGUGGCGCAUCGCAAUCGAAUGGAGCAGGAGACGCAGCGACUGCUGAAUGUCAUAUUCCGCGGUUCUGACGUGGCUCCCCGCACCUUACGGGACCGUGAUGCCGUCGUCCCUAGAUUCUCCAAGCGGCGCUUCGCGAUACCUUCCCUAGAUUCUCCAAGCGUCGCCUCGAGUAGCGGUGCUUUAGAGCAGGCGAUUACGUCGGAUCUCCCCGCCGAUGCGGCUAACACUCCCUGCGUGCAGCAACCAGCCGGAGCGCCGAUCGCGCCGCAAGAUGCGGGCUUGAUUCAGCGGAAACUUGAGCUGCUGCAGCAGAUUCAGCAGCAACGCCUUAAGGAACUGGAAUGGGAGCAGUGGCAGAACCAGCAGCAGCAGAACCAGCAGCAGCAGAACCAGCAGCAGCAGAACCAGCAGCAGCAGAAUCAGCAGCAGCAGCAGCAACAGCUGCAGCAGCAGCAGCAGCAACAGCUGCAGCAGCAGCAGCAGCAGCAGCAGCAGCAGCAGCAGCAGCAGCAGCAGCAGCAGCAAGAACAACAGCUGCAGCAACAGCAACGGCAACAGCAGCGACAGCAGCAACAACAGCGGCUGCAGCAGCAGCGGCACCAGCAGCAGCAGCUUCUGCUGCAGAAUCUGCAGCAGUCGUUGAGCGGUCGCCAGGCGGGUCUCAAAGCUGAUUUUCAUAGUGCCAGCGUGUCGCUUCCUCCCGCGAUUCCCGAUUCGUCGUCGAGCGGGAUCGCCGGCGCAUGCAGCGGCGCAACUGGCGGCGGAAUCACCGCGUGUUCCGCAAGCGGCGGAGGGAACGUGCUGGCGGUCAGGGACAAUGGCGAGGAGGCGCAGCGGUGGACCGAUGCCUCGUCGGCAGGAUCCAUGGCGCCCACGACAGCAACGCGCGCCAUAGACCAUGCCGCCAUGCCUGCCAACUCCGCCGCUGCUUGCGCCUCCGCCUCCGCCUCCGCCUCCGCCUCCGCCUGUGCUUCUGCCUCCGCCUCCGCCUGCGCCUCUGUUUCCGCCUCUGCCCGAGUGCACGCCCUUCUCGCCUCGCUGCAGCACCUCAUCCCCUCCUCGCCGCCGUCCGCACUCCCCCCCGCGCCACCAGCCACGCAACCGCACCUGCAACAUCCUCACCAGCAGCAGCAGCAACAGCAGCAACGCCGGCAGAAGCAGGAACAGCAGCAACAGCAGCAGCAGCACGAGCAGCAGCAGGGCCCGAUACUAGAAGCACGCGUGCCGAGGUUUUCCUCCCGCUCUCGCGCCCACAUGUCUCUGCCGCAGUCUCCUUUCUCCACGCCCCCCUCCCGCCCCGGUCCCACGGCCCUCCCCCUCUCGAAUCACCAGUCCGCCUCCCCUUUCUCCGUCCCCACCGCGCCUCUCAGCGGUCUCCCGUCUCUUCCUCCUCGCAUACUUGCUGAGAAAUCUCCCCCCUGCUUGGCGGCGGUUGCCCCUGCUGCAUCUGCCGCGUCUCUCCUUCCGUUCUCCUCAGCCCUCCACCCCCACCUGCAAUCACACCGGCCAGCACUCGCGCCAGCACUGGCACCAGCACCAAUCGCUGCGCAGAUACUGUCAGCUCCACUACCAACUCUAGCACCAGUGCUUGCACCCAUACUGCCAGUUCCAGCAGCUCUAACACCAGCAGCAGCAGCUAUAGCAUCAGCACCGACAAGUUUUAUAAGCAGCCGACACAAGCGGCUGCUGCGCAACAGGGUGAACGCGCAGCAGGCGAGGGAGAGGAAGCGGCACCAGGCAGCAGCCAUGGAGGAGCGCUGUGAGGCGCUGGCGCAGGAGAACAGGCAGCUGGAAGCUGCAGUGGAAGCCGUUUCGCAGGAGAAUGAGCAGCUUCGGCAGCUGGUGCGCAGGGGCGUGCUGUCAAGGGGAUAGGAAACAUGAGGGAGCAGCCAGCCAGCACAGUGUGGAAGUGUUGUUUACCUGUGCUAAUCUGUGGCGUGGGGGGACGAGAGAAUGGGGAUGAUGAAUAGUGGGUUCGAAGUGAGUGGUAGUAGGAUCUGGUAAUGGAGGGAACGGCAGGGCAUAGCGAACGGGUAAUAAGGUGCGCUCAAUAUCAGUGCCUCGCUUUGAUUGGGAUGGGGAGGGGGGGGGGGGCGUUGGUGGUUUGUUCUUUGACCUACCGUACCCAGUAUUAUGCAGUGUGAGCUUGUGUAGGAAUCUUAAAGUCAGGGAGUGAUGUGGUGUGUGAUAUCAUGUGACCUGUACAUAUUUCUUGUACCAUAGCAAGGUUGUCCAUAUGAG